AUGAGCACACGCGGGGGUGUUCGGGGCCGGGGACGCGGCCGGGGGCGCGACAGGGGGCACACCCGUGGAGAGCGUGCAUCCCAGCCGGCCAGCCCAGUCCCGGUGCUGCCCUGUAUAUUGGACCAGGCACGUAGUUUGCGCCAUGAUGUGGUAGCCAUCCAGGAGGAAGUGCUCACCCGUGUUGGCAUCCCGCAUGCUCCAAUUGCUGGUCCACAGACCACAGCACUAGGAUUAAUUCCAAUCCCACCGCUCUCCUUAAAGGAGAGUGGUGGCGGUGUUGUCCUUGAAGGCCAGGGACCAGAAACCGUGUGGGACGCGAGUUUACAGCCCCUUACAGCAGACCCGACAGCUGCGAACGUGACACUUCGGCGGGCAACGCUGCGAAAUGCAUUACUAGUUGCGCCCACGUCGACAGUCCCAAUUGCUCUGGUGACAAAUGGCGCCUAUGUGGGACCCUGGUUCUUAGAGGACCUGACAAUAUACGUGUCUUCGUGCAACGAUUUUGAGGUGUUCGCGAACAUGACCUGCGACUUGCAGCCUGCAGCAUGGAUACGGUCAAAUGGCUGGUCUGUCACCGUUGGCUUCUUCUCCGGGGGCGGCUUCACAUCCUCCAACGUCACAAUUGCCUGCGAUCCCACCACGUCAUUCAACGUAUCCGCCACCGCUGGCGCCGCCACAACAUUUCCCAACAGCAGCUCCACGGCUGCAGCGCGGCCUCCCGCGUGCGUUACUCUUACGGCCGGCUCUCCUGACGAGCUAUUAUCCAUCCUGUCGUACACUGCCGUACAUCCAAGUGGUAAUGGCAGCAUCGUCUUCCCACCAGCUCCCUCUCGCCUUCAUGUAACGCUCACAGCCAACGUCAGUCUCGACCCGAAAGCCUGGCUUGCGAGGCGUCCCGUCCUCACGCGCCCGUUGACCACCAUUUCUAGCGUUGAUUGCCGCCUCCUCACCGCCAUCAACCUGAACGGGGGUAUCUCGCUCAUAUCCGUCGAAGGCGGUGCUGUUCUGCGACUUCUCUGCUUGGAACUGUCCAACCUAGCUACGGACACCCUUGGCAAGAACAUGCCUCGGUCCCUGCUAACAGCCGCUGUGUGGGCGGUGGAUGUUGACAUCCCCAAACGAUCCCGGCUAAUUUUGGAGAAUACCACUUUGGUGCUAACCAAGGACGAGUUUAAGUGGCAGUCGUACUACAUGGCGCAAGCGCUGACGAACAGCGCUGUGUACGGCAACAUUACUACCGUCCUGGCGUCCUUUCAGGGUAUCGCCCUGCCCUCCCAGCUCCUGUGGGUGAAGGUCGCCUCGCCCCACACGCUGUGGCUGAACGCCAUUCUCACCAUCGUACCGCACGUGUACAACACGACGGUGCCUAACAGCUUCAUCAUGCGCUACCUGGGACUAUCUAUUUACUUGACGGAUCUCCUAAUGGUGUAUUCGUGUAACGACCUUUUGAAUGCCGUACGAAACUGCUCAGUCGCCAACGGCUGCGUCGCCGCCACUGGCGGCGGCGUCGUGCCGGCGCCUUCGCCGAGGGUUCUCGUACUGGGUGCCAACAUUAGCAUAGGGCCCUGCUGGCCUCCGGGGGGUGUUUCGGUGGCUUUCCCGGGCUCCUCGCUCAUGGUGAUGGGGUUGCCUGAUGUGGCAACCACCCUGGACCUGGCGGGGCGGUCGGACGUAUUCGACUUGCUACUGCUCGACAAUGUGUCGAUUGUCGUACCAGCUGUGGAGCUUGAGCAGUACGACAAAAUGCGCAGCGGCAACGGCGCUGUCAUGCCGUAUUUCUCUCCGUUGUCGGUGUACAUCGGGGCUUCUUCAUUAUCUGCCGUACAGCCAAGCGUUUCUGCGCCGUCGUACAACACAUCGUCCACAGCCGGCGACUCUGACCCCCGAGUUCUUGCAUCCCUAGCCUUCGACUUGUUGCUGCUGCCGGGAUUACGUGGUGCAGACAUCACCUUUUUAGUUUGGGCUGGUCAGUACGGCAACUGGUCCGCGGCGGCUUACGAUGCCGUUGGCGGCAACGGCAGCGGAGGCGGCGGCGCCGCCGCCAGUAGCGGUAGCAGCGGCUUGAGAGGAUGGCGGGCGGCUGUCCUGGCGGCUAUGCUUGGGCUGGCGAUCGUGGCUGCCGCGGUGGCGGCGGUGGUGCUGUCCGUCAAGCACAGCCGGGCCUUACACGGCGUUAAAUCAGCUAAGGGAAAGCAACGGGGGGAUUUGGAGGCGGGUGAGGUCAUCAAGACGGAGCCGACGGCGGCUUUAUGUCGUACGGGUGGCGGCGGCGGCGACAAUGCAGGCGGCGAUGCUACGGCGGGCGCUGAGCCUCGUCGGCCUCUGUACGACUCUUUUGACGAUCCGGCGUUUGAGUUGGACUUGGUCCGUGGCGCCAAGCUGAGUUCCGACGACGUGGCCGACAUUCUGGAUCGCGUCAAUGCAGAGGCUGCCGAGUUCAACAUUGUUAUGACGGAGAUUUGCGGUUCCGGAGCCUUUGGAGUGGUGUACGGCGGCACGUGGCACGGCCUCAAGGUGGCCAUCAAGACUAUGGUCUUCAGCGAGAGCGCCCCAGCCCUGGUUGCCGGUCACGCAGCUCGACAGCAGUGUAUCCGGGAGGCGGCGUUUUGCUGCACCAUGCACCACCCCAAUGUGGUGGCCACCCACCACUACUACCUGAGGUCCACCAAGCGACAUACCAUGUUUGACGACAUACUGCAGCAGCAAACGGAGGACAGCACAUCCGAAGAGCACCAGGACCGCCGGGGGGGCGGCCACAGGACAUCCCCGCUGUUGCCAUUUCCGUUGGCGGAGGCGCUGCGUACGACAGCUUCACAGUCACCCGGUCACGGCGCGGCGGCGGCGGGGAAGGCCGGGGCUGCGGAUCCGGCGGCGGUAGCUGCUGACGAAGGCUGCAGGGCGGAAAACCCCCCUGGCGCCGCCGCCGGUACGACUGCCGCCGGUACGACUGCCCCCGUUGCCAGGGUCAUCGGGCCCGCGAGGCGGAGCUUUGACAAACGCGGUGGCUUACCUCGUUACCGGCCUACCCUUACCAAGACCGCCAUAACUGAUUGGCGACUGUACUUGAUCCAAGAGUAUUGCGACGGCGGGACUCUGCGGCAGGCCGUGGACCAGGGCAAGCUCUUUCGACACAGCGGCAUGGAGUGCAGGCCCCGCGAUAAGUCGUCUGGUGGGGGAUUGGCUCGCAGCCCCGCCGCUUGUCGCGGAGGUGAUGGCGGCGGUGAUGGCGGCGGCAACGGUCGUCGAACUGCCGCCGCCGCCGAGCAUGCGGAUUCCCUGGACGAGGUGCAGACGCUGAUGAUCAUCGGGAGGCAAGGCCGGCUGGUGCGCGACGAGUUUCCUGGGAUGACAAAUGUCGGUGGCACCACUGAAAACGACGGGGCCGCCACGGUCGCGGUUCCCUAUACCAGUGCUGGCGGAGGCGGAGCCGACGCCGCCGAUGCCGCCGUCGACACAGCUGCGCCGACGGUGGAGUUGCUGUCGCUGGUUGAGAAUGGAUCUAUUGCCAACAACAAGGCUGCGGAGCCAUCGGAGGCGGCGGUCGCGGCGGUGGUGGAGACGCCGACAGGAGCGCCACAAACCGACUUGGAAUGCCCUCACAGUCCGCUGACGGCCACCUUGGACUCCAACAUCAUCGGUACGACAGUCACCAACGCCACAGCAUAUAGUACCAUCUGCGCGUCCACUUUGAUUAGCAGCGGAUGCGGCACUCUCGGCGAUGUGCAUUGUCUACCUCCGCCACCGUCACUGCCCGAUGUGCUGCCAGCGGCCGCCGCCGCCGCCGCCACGGUCGCGGCGCAGCCACGGCCUGCGGAGCCUGCCCUGGCGCCGGAUGAGGCCCUGCCCGCGGACCUAUUCCUGGUCAUUCACACGGCUCUUGGCAUUGCCAGCGGCGUGGCGUACCUGCACUCCAGGAACAUCAUUCAUGGGGACCUGUCUGCGAACAACGUGCUGUUGCUGAAGACCAAGAAUGAGAACAUCCCGGUGGUGGCCAAGUUGUCUGACUUUGGACUGAGUAUGCGACUGGAGCAUGGACAAGACCACCUGAAAAACGUAAGUGCGCUGUCUUUGCUUUUUCGUCCCGUACAUGUACAUGUACACGUACAUGCACACGCGCUUGUGUUUUGUACAUGCACGUACCGAGCGAAGUGCAUUGCGCGGUACUCGACUCUGGCUGCAGCAGCAGCAGCAGCCAUUGCGCAUGCUAGGGUUCAUCACGGCACGCCGUACUACCAGAGCCCGGAGGUUGCGGAGCACGGCACUUGCAGUCUGGCUGCGGACGUUUAUUCGUUAGGCGUGCUGUUGUGGGAGCUUUACCACGGAACACCUCCCUGGAGGUUGAAAAAGCACAAGGCCCGGAAGCCAGCGAAGUUGCCUGCGAACGGCGAUGGUGCAGCCGUCAGCGCCGCCGCCGAGGCUGCCGCGGCCGACGGCAACCGUGGCGUUACCGCCAAGGCCAUCGAUGGCGACCAAUGGAAUGACCGGCUUCGCGCCUGUGACGUGCUCGAGAUCUCACCGAGCUGUCCAGAGCGGUAUGCCCGCGUGCUGCGGCGCUGUUUGAGUCCCAACCCACGAGACCGCCCCAGCGCGAGGGCGGUGGUCAAGGCGCUGCUGCGGAUGGAGCGAUCCCAGGCUGCGGCUGCGGUGGGGGACAAGUUACGGAUGGACGCUGCGCUACUGCUAGAAGACUUUGACGCAGCAGCGGCAGCGGUGGCGGCGGCGGUGGCACGUGUGACGGCGGCGCCAACGGUGGCCGGCGCGCCGGCGUCAGCCGGUGCUGCAGCGGCGGUCGCUGCUGCAGCGGCGGCAGGCACUGCCAGCGGCAGUCUGCUGCCCGUCCUGGACCAGAGUUUGCAGCUUGGGACGACGGCCGAAGCAACAGCCGCGGUUGCCCGGUAA
This is a messenger RNA of Volvox carteri f. nagariensis, 4899 nucleotides long. RefSeq lists its product as uncharacterized. NCBI's taxonomy places the organism in Eukaryota, Viridiplantae, Chlorophyta, Chlorophyceae, Chlamydomonadales, Volvocaceae. Gene Ontology annotation, biological process: protein phosphorylation. The record is from RefSeq and is a predicted model, not a curated record. The transcript has 18 exons. Gene Ontology annotation, molecular function: protein kinase activity; ATP binding. The coding region runs from base 1 to 4899 and encodes 1632 amino acids.